This is a messenger RNA of Megalops cyprinoides (Indo-Pacific tarpon), 2216 nucleotides long. It is a transcript of the gene wdr25, whose product is annotated as WD repeat domain 25. The transcript is spliced from 7 exons. Lineage: Eukaryota; Metazoa; Chordata; Actinopteri; Elopiformes; Megalopidae. The record is from RefSeq and is a predicted model, not a curated record. The coding region runs from base 33 to 1487 and encodes 484 amino acids. Gene Ontology annotation, molecular function: protein binding.
AAUGCUGCAGCCAGGUCUCAACACACAGCACAAUGACCUCUUUGGUGGCUUAUGAAGAUUCCGACUCUGAGGAUGAGUCCUCAAAGGAGGAUGAGCCAUUUCGCCCAAAUGCCAACCCUGACAGUCAGGUGGAGCAUUCUCAAGGAUGGCAAGGACAGUUUGGAUUGAGCUCCAGCUUUCAAAACAGACCUGUUCUCAGUCCCCUAGAGGGAAGACAUGAAGCAGUGCAGUGCAGUAACACAGCAACCCCAGGGACUCUCAGGAGGGUUGUCUCUCAUCCCUUGACUGAGCCAGUGCAUCCUCAAAGCAGCAGAAGUGCAUCGUUGAGCAGCUCUGGGUGUGAUGUUGCUGUAAAGAGGUCUCAGCAUAAUACAGAGGUGGUCAGACCUUAUAUUCCCAAGCGACAAAGACUGGCCCAGCAGGAAAAGGCAGGUUCAUCCAUGGCUCCACAAGGGGACGCUCUCUCAGACCAGGCCACAGGAUCCAAGCUGCUGAUGGAGGUGUCUGAGAGCGUGCGCCCAUACCUGGGGAGGCGGUGCAGCGGGGCGGAGCUGCCCAGGCGUGUGCGGCUGCACUUCCAGGCGCAUCAGGGGCCAGUCAACACAGUCCAGUGGUGCCCAGUGCCCCAUCUCAGCCACUUACUGCUGUCUGCCUCCAUGGACAGGACAACCAAGGUUUGGGAUGGUGCGGGGAGUGGGCGGUGCCUGCGGACAUGCUCCUCCCACAGCGGGGCGGUGCGGGAUGCCUGUUGGACCCUCUGCGGGCGACACCUCCUCACUGGCUCCUUUGACCACAUGGUCCACCUGACCGACGUGGAGACCAGUCAGCAGGUGUUUAAAGUGGAAAGCCAGUUCAAGGUGACCUGCCUUGCCUUGCAGCCCAGCGACCCUCAUGUCUUCCUGUGUGGGGGAUUCAGCCCAGAAGUCAAAGCCUGGGACACCAGAACCAGCAAGGUGGUGAGGGUGUAUCGGGCAGCUGUCCAGCAGACCCUGGACAUCCUCUUCCUGGCAGGAGGGAAGGAGUUUGUGACCAGCAGUGAUUCGGUGAGCCGGGACUCGGCUGAACGCACGCUCAUCGCUUGGGACUUCCAGACGUCAGCCAAAGUGUCCAAUCAGAUCUUCCAUGAGCGUUACACGUGUCCCAGCCUGACGCUGCAUCCUCACAAUGAUUGGUUCGUCGCCCAGACCAACGGGAACUACAUCGCCCUGUUCUCAGCACAGAGGCCCUACAGGAUGAACAAGGGGAGGCGUUUUGAGGGACACAAGGUGGAGGGUUUUGCAGUGGGGUGCGAGUUCUCCCCUGAUGGGACAGUCCUGGCCUCAGGGAGCGCCACUGGCUCGGUCCACUUUUACGACUACCAGAGCUCCCGGGCGCUGCGGACCCUGCAGGCACACCAGGAAGCCUGCGUGGGCAUAAGCCUCCACCCUGUCCUGCCUGCGGUGGCCGCCACAUGCGACUGGAGCGGGGAGGUCAACGUCUGGCACUGACAGUUGGGAGGGCUGAGGGGGACAUGGCCAAGAAGCACCUCCAGGGACACAGUCACACACACGCUUUAACUCUCUUUCACACACAGCACUCGCACACUCACAAACAACCUGCUGCCAUGAAUUUGCAGAUCUAUUUUUUCAUCUUUAUAUAACCAUGAUAAUUACAGACAGACUGGAUGGAAGUAAAUUCAAUGUGAUAAGCCCAGGAUUUAUUUGUCAUGUGUUUAUUUACUUAUUUAUGCCUCAUUAAUUUUAGAACCCAGUCUACUGCUUAAUGUUUUUGUGAAUACACUUUUUAUCAUGAAAAUCCCUUGUGCAUGGGGUCCAUCUUGAGACCUGACGUUACUGAUCACUUAUUUGUCUUCAUUUACCAUGAGAAACAUCCAAAGCGGCCAUACGUAUGUGCAUCUGGAUGAAUGUCACUGAAUGAAGGACUUCAGCACUAGAUGAGAGAAUAUUUUACUACUACAUGGUAAGAAGACCAGUUUUUUUUUUAACCAAGUUCUAGCCCAUCUUGUGGAAGAUUCACAAAGGUCAAAUCAAAUCAUGGUUAUAACUUGUGGUUAUAACUGAAACUGAAUUCCAGCUGGAGAAUUUGCUCUUUGUUCUUUAUAUAUAAUUUAUAUUAUAUAUAAAUUUAUAUAAUUUUUAUAUAUAAAAGUGACACAGCAAGGGGAGAGGUGAUUUAGGGCCGAUACUUCCCCACCAGUGACUCCACCCCUUCCCCAG